Lactuca saligna is the source of this 2544-nucleotide messenger RNA. Lineage: Eukaryota; Viridiplantae; Streptophyta; Magnoliopsida; Asterales; Asteraceae. The record is from the annotation of a GenBank genome assembly.
AUGAUAAAUGCCAUGGAUGAUAUUAGGUUGUGUCCUCAUCUUGAAGAUCGAAUGUUCAAAUUUCAUCAUGAAAAUUUUACGAAACUUCUCUUCCUUUUUGGGUAUUUCGUCGUUUCUACGAUUGCGGUUUCAGCUUCACUAAGGGUUUCAAAACAUGGGUAUUUCCUUUCCUCUUUCGUUUUGGGUGUACGAAAUUCCCUCCGCUUUGUAGCUCAAACGCUACAUAACUUCAACACCAUUUUCCUAAUCAUACCCCUUUCUAUAACAAAUCAAUCAAUUGUGAUGGAUACGGGUUUUCACCAUCAACAAAAUUCAUCCCUGAAUCAACAAGCUAUAUCGUUCCAAUCUAGCCCAAGAGACAGCAAAUCUGAGAUUAGUAUGAUUGGGGAUUUGGAUUUCCAUCGAAUGAAUGGAAUUGGGAAUUCCUGUGAUUCUAUUAUUGUUGAUUCCGUCCCGGAAUUGAAGCACAGAGCAGGCGUGGCUGUGGAGUGGUCUGUUGAAGAACAGUAUAAACUAGAGGAAGCACUUCUCAAAUAUGCUAAUGAACCUGGAAUUAUAAGGUAUGUCAAGAUUGCUGCCACAUUGCGUAAUAAAACUGUUCGUGAUGUUGCUCUCAGGUGUAGGUGGAUGGCGAGAAAAAGACGGAAACAUGAGGAACUCAGUUUGUGGAAGAAGUCAAAAGACAAGAAGGAUAAAUUGGUGGAAUUUUCCUCAAAGCCAGGUGUCCUACCACCAAUAUCAACAUUUAAUGUGGCUCCAUUUUCAGUUUCAAUGAAUAAUCGAGUCCAGACUGAUGGUAAUCAUGUUGAAGCAGCAUUACAAGGCUCGAUAAGACAUUUGUUGGAACAAAACAAACAAGUUAUUGGUCAGAUCUCAACUAAUAUGUGUGCACUAAAGCUUCAAGACAAUGUUAACCUCUUCAGCCAGAUGAAGAACAAUAUAUCUGCCAUUUUAAACGACAUGAGAUUUAUUCCUGGGCCUCCACUACCUGUAUCGCUGAACGAAGAUCUUGCUAAUACCAUUCUCUCCACUAAAAAUCAGACAAUGAUGUUCACCUCAUCAAGCGGAAUGCAUAUGAAACAAGAACCAGGUUCUUGGUGAGAAGACGAUUUCUUCAGUUUUUAGAUUCUCCAAGUACAGAAUUCAAUCCAAAUUUUCUUCAUGUAUUUUGAUUGCCCAUUUCGAUUCAAACCCACAAUAAGAAACUUCCAUUUUCAAAAAGCUAAGAAUGUUUAGCUUGCUGGGUAGCAAUUAGGAGAAGAGAACAAGAUUCCUACUGUAAUCGAGUGAUAAUUACUUAAUUUUACUUAAUUAGCAAGACGAAUUACUGCAACUAUCCAUGAUCAUAUGCUGAGAUUCAGAUGAUUAUGAUUAUCCCUCGGCAAGCUUUGAACGGUAUCCGACCAUCUUCCAGGUGAAUGAUCACUGCUAUUACACGACACAUGACCUGCUUCUGCUCUCGUUUCCCUAAUCAUCUUCAAAACAUCCUUCAUCGCUGGCCGGUUGUCUGGAACAACCGACACACAACCCAUCGCAAUGUUGAGAAGCGCUGCGAGUUUCUCGUUACCUGAAGAUACGGUUUCGCCGCUGGAUUCGGUUUGUUCUUCUCUUAUGGUGUUGACCCAUUUAGGAAUGUCGGAGCCAUUGUCUGAAAUUAGGGCUUGGGAUGGAGGGUUGCCUGUUAGUAGCUCUAAGAGAAGAACGCCGAAGCUGUAUACGUCGGAUUGUUGAGAUGGUGGUGUUUUUUGGUUGCUGCAUUCAGGGGCACGGUGGAGGAGAGAAUUAUUAGGGUUUGAUUCGUGUGUGGAGUUGGGGUUUUUGAAGGAGACGAGGCCGUAGUCGGUGAAGCAGGAUUCGAAAUCGGAGCUGAGGAGAACGUUGGAUGAUUUUAUGUUGCCGUGGGUGAGGCCUGGGUUUUGGUGGAUGUGGAGGAGUCCGGUGGCGAGAUCGUCGGCGAUUUUGAGGCAGGAAGUCCAGUGAAGUGGUUUGCCUUUGCCUCCAGAUGAUGUUUUUGAUCCUGCAAUAAGCCGUAAAUUAUUUCUAAUUAGGGCAAAGUUUUUUUAGUUAGAGUUUUUAAUGAAAAUACGAAAAGCCUGAUUAUAUCAUCAAAAUAACAUAAAAUUUGUUAAUGAACUAGUUUUUGAAAAGUAAAAAUAUUUUUCAAAUACAAAAUAUUCCCUUAUCAUAUUUUGAUAAUUUGAUCAUUUUUGUAAAACAUUUUUUUUAACAUCUCAUACUUUCUUUUUUGUAAAUACAUAAGAAUUUAUUAAAAAAUUAACUAAAUUUGUAAUAAGUAAAGCAAUUAUAUGGCUAUAUCUCUUUUGUUCUAUCGUCAUGAAGUAUAUGAAAACCUAGAUAAUAUAGCAACAUACUUUUAUAUAAGUUUGUAUCUAAGUUGAUUUAUAAGCUAGUUUUCGAGAAAAAGGAUGCAAUUACAUUCCAACUAGUUAGACAAGCUGCAAGUAAAUUUGCAUAUAUAGAUCAUAAAAAUGAAAAAUGAUUCUAUCCUUCUGAAAAUAAAAAAAAUAAAAAAAAUAAAAAAAA